Caenorhabditis auriculariae is the source of this 426-nucleotide messenger RNA. The record is from the annotation of a GenBank genome assembly. NCBI's taxonomy places the organism in Eukaryota, Metazoa, Nematoda, Chromadorea, Rhabditida, Rhabditidae.
AUGCCUGAAGAAACGGAGGCUUACUAUAAAAGUCGUUUUAACUCUCUCGAUGUGGAAAUGACCGAACUCUUCCAAGAGAACGAACAGUUGAACGAGGAUCUGGACAACAUCGACCGCCAGAUUGAUGAAGAACCUACUCCCGCUCUCUACCGUGAGAAACGUCGCUUGGAGGAGGCAAUCGAGGCUAUCGACGCCAGCAUAGAGUCUGUUUUCGCAAAAAUGGAAGACAACCGCAAUAAGUUAGAAGCGUUCAAGAAACGUCAGGCUGACAAGGAAGCGGUAAGUUUUUUUCGAUUCGACCAUCUUAACUCUUUAUUCUUUCUGCAGGUCAAUCGAGAGCCUGAUGUCGUCACUGACUCCUCGUCUGCCGCUGAGGCUUCUCCAUUGAGCGAAUCCUUGUCUGACACCGACAGCGACGGUUUUUAA